GGGAGGGAAGAAGGCUGUGAAGCCGUCAGAGACCCCCCUCCCGGUGGUCAUCCCUGCCGGCCACGAUGGCCGAGCCCGAGUUGCUGCUGGACUCCAAUAUCCGCCUCUGGGUGGUCCUGCCCAUCGUGUUCAUCACCUUCUUCGUAGGCAUGAUCCGCCACUAUGUGUCCAUCUUGCUGCAGAGCGACAAGAAGCUCACCCAGGAGCAGGUGUCCGACAGUCAAGUCUUAAUUCGAAGUAGAGUCCUCAGGGAAAAUGGAAAAUACAUUCCCAAACAGUCUUUCUUGACACGAAAGUAUUAUUUCAACAAUCCUGAGGAUGGAUUUUUCAAAAAAACAAAGAGGAAGGUAGUGCCUCCAUCUCCUAUGACAGAUCCUACCAUGCUCACAGACAUGAUGAAAGGAAAUGUAACAAAUGUACUUCCAAUGAUUCUUAUUGGUGGAUGGAUCAACAUGACUUUCUCGGGAUUUGUCACAACCAAGGUCCCAUUUCCUCUGACCCUCCGAUUUAAGCCUAUGCUACAGCAAGGAAUUGAAUUGCUAACUUUAGAUGCAUCCUGGGUAAGUUCUGCAUCCUGGUACUUCCUCAAUGUAUUUGGACUCCGAAGCAUUUAUUCACUCAUUUUGGGCCAAGAUAAUGCUGCAGACCAGUCUCGGGUGAUGCAGGAACAGAUGACCGGAGCGGCAAUGGCCAUGCCUGCAGACACCAACAAAGCGUUUAAGACUGAGUGGGAAGCACUGGAACUAACUGAUCAUCAGUGGGCACUGGAUGAUGUUGAGGAAGAGCUCAUGGCCCAAGAUCUCCACUUUGAAGGCAUGUUCAAAAAGGAGCUACAGACCUCCCUUUUCUGAAGGCUCAGACAUCGGUUCAGCCAGCUCUGGCGCCCCAGCACGCUGCUGCACUGCUGGUGCUCAGUGAAGUCAAAGAUUUUUAUUGUUUGUGUUUGAGAAGCUCAGAAUAAAGAGGAGCAUGCAUUGGACACCCAACUAGGGCCUAGUCUUGUCUGAACUUGUUUCCCUUUUAUGUUUGAAGUCACAAGAAGUUAAAGCCUUUUACAUGACUUGGAGAACUCUUUUUAAAAAUAAUUUAUUUUCCAGUUUAUGUCUCUGGUAAUAGAGGAGAAAGUCCCAUAGUGAGAGCAUAAACGAAUAGCAAGGCUGCACCUUUUGCCAAAACGAAUAGUCCCCCUACUGAGUACAUAAGAGUGGCUCCGAUCUUUCUCUGGAGCUCUUCUUACUGCCCCCGGGGACAAGAGCUCCCGUUUACGGCACGCGACAGUUUACGAAGCACUUGGUAGAUCAGGCUUGCCAGAGAUACGAAACCCUUCUUAGCAGGGCAGGCACAGGCUCAGAACCCCAUAACCUGCCCAGGAUAGUGCAGCCACAGCUCCAGGCGGGGCUGCCCCCUCCCCACCACCAUCGUUCUAACCCGCAGCUUCUGGAGGGUGUCGGGAAGCUCCCGCUUCUCCGGGGCCUCGGAAGGCUGGUGUUCUGGCGGUGGGGCCCAGCGUGGUCCUGCAGGGCCUCCUGAACCCUCCGAGGCAGGGUCAGCGGUGGCCGCUCUUCACUGGCAGAGGGCCGCUAGAGCGCUUCUGUCGCCCCUGGCUUUUCGGGAGCUUGUCAUCUGGGCCCUCUAUUGUGACUCCGUUCCUGGGGAUUGUUGUAAAUAAAUGGGAAUUUGCUGCUUGCUUAGUGAGCUGGGCAGGGGCAGAUUGAAUCCUGCCCACUCCCGUGACGGGCUGAGCCAUGAUCAUUUUGACUUGGUUAAAUGUAAUAGAGGACAUUGUUUUACCGUGUGGUUCUGAAUCUCUUCAUGUGGCGAGAGCUGUUACUAGUGAAAACCUGACCAACUGCACAUUAAACGGCUGAACUCUC
Gracilinanus agilis (Agile Gracile Mouse Opossum) is the source of this 1874-nucleotide messenger RNA. It is a transcript of the gene EMC3, whose product is annotated as ER membrane protein complex subunit 3. Bases 66 to 851 code for a protein of 261 amino acids. Gene Ontology annotation, cellular component: membrane; EMC complex. The transcript is spliced from 8 exons. Gene Ontology annotation, biological process: protein folding in endoplasmic reticulum. The record is from RefSeq and is a predicted model, not a curated record. Lineage: Eukaryota; Metazoa; Chordata; Mammalia; Didelphimorphia; Didelphidae.